This is a messenger RNA of Monopterus albus (swamp eel), 4523 nucleotides long. It is a transcript of the gene rnf166, whose product is annotated as ring finger protein 166. The transcript has 6 exons. Gene Ontology annotation, molecular function: ubiquitin protein ligase activity. The record is from RefSeq and is a predicted model, not a curated record. Bases 1017 to 1751 code for a protein of 244 amino acids. NCBI's taxonomy places the organism in Eukaryota, Metazoa, Chordata, Actinopteri, Synbranchiformes, Synbranchidae. Gene Ontology annotation, biological process: ubiquitin-dependent protein catabolic process; protein polyubiquitination.
UUUGCUGUUUUUUUCACAAAUGCAGAGAUGGCAAGUCACUGCAUAUAAGAAUAUUAUUUAAUCUAUUCUCCAAAGCCCCAUCAGUACCUUUGCUCAUUGUACUCUGCCUCAGAUAAGUUGUCCAACCUCCAUAACAGAGCAUGAAGAAAACUCAAGCCUCUGUCCCAGCAGGCAUGCUGAGGGGCACCACCAAGCACUGCUUCACCCCAGUGCUACAUUAUUCAUAUACCAGGUCUGCAUUUUUAUUUUUAUGUCUCCAGUGCCACAUUUGGACUUGGCAAUAACUGAGCAGAGAGAGAGAGAGAGAGAGACUUAAGGGGAUUGUGUGUGAAGCAAGAAAAGAGUAGAGUUUAAAAUCACUAUUGGGUGCAGAGGAUUUCGGGUAAUUGGAAGGGAUCAAUCUGAUUCACUGUAGAGAUAGGACAAAUGAUUAGUAAAUAUGAUUUUGUUGUUUCAUUUCCAGAGCUCAGGUACUUUAAUGCAAUACUCUACCCACUCCGAUGCAGUAGGUGGCUGCAUGCAUGUUAAUCACUGGUUCACAAUCCGCCAGAAAACAAAGAGAAGAAGCAGAGCAGUAAGACUACAAUCUCCAUGAAGCACAACGUGUGGAGAGCUUUCAUUGUAGUUUCUUGUGUUUGUUUAAUAUAUCCAUGGCGUUCAGUGGCGUUUUCCCAGAAGCGCUAAUUUGACAGCCAAGUGGAAGUUACAUUAGAUGGACUCCAUGAGUUUGUAGAUGUAUGUUUUUAUGCAGGUCAUCUUCGUAACGUGCUGACACUCGUCAGUGAGCCCUGCUCCCAAUGUUUACUUCUCCGGCAUGUCUUCUCCAGCUAGGGAAAAGUAAUGCUUUGCUUCAAUGAAGCUGAUUUCAUGAAAACAAGACUGACAAGCUCCCAUGUUUCCAAGAAAUAAAUUGCUAUACAGAUAAUGCACUAACUUGCAUCAGUUUGAACAGCUGGGCAGCUUCCUCUCUUCGGGCAGCGAGCUGUUGUCGUCAAUUGCAGAUCCUCUCCGGCUCCAUGAUGGCGAUGUUUCGGAGCUUUGUCUCGGCGAGCACUCAGUUCCGUCAGCAGCAGCCCAGCAGCGACUCAGGCUCGUUGGCAGCCCCGGCCGAGAGCAUCGAGAGCCAGUUCUCCUGUCCAAUCUGCCUGGAGGUCUACUAUAAACCCGUCAGCAUCGCCAGCUGUGCUCACACGUUCUGUGGAGAGUGUCUGCAGCCAUGUCUUCAGGUGACCUCGCCUCCCUGCCCUCUCUGUCGUGUGCCCUUUGACCCCAAGAAAGUGGAGCGCUCCUCCAGUGUGGAGAAGCAGCUGGCCUCAUACAAAGCACCCUGCAGGGGCUGUAGCAAGAAGGUGGCUCUGGUAAAGAUGAGGUCCCACAUUGCUUCCUGUUCGAAAGUACAGGAGCCAAUAGCCAACUGUCCCAAGUUUGUCCCUGUGGUACCCACCUCCCAACCUAUACCAAGCAAUAUUCCGAACCGAUCAACGUUUGUGUGUCCGUUCUGUGGAGCCAGAAACCUGGACCAGCAGCAACUAAUGAAGCACUGUAUGGACAACCACCGUAAUGAUGCUAAUAAAGUGGUGUGUCCAGUGUGUUCAGCCAUGCCAUGGGGAGAUCCCAGCUAUAAGAGCUCCAAUUUCCUCCAGCAUCUUCUUCACAGACAUAAGUUCUCUUAUGACACCUUUGUUGACUACAGCAUUGAUGAAGAGGCACAACUGCAGACAGCUCUCGCACUGUCACUGGCUGAAAACUGACAACAGACACAGCACCACUAUUCUUUCACCAUUGGUAUCAACUCCACUAUAACCAGUGUCACCCUUGAACCUCUGCAUUGUUGCUGUUCCUCCCUGCCUCACUGGGUAUCAACCAGCUAACAGAGAUCCACAUUGCAGAGAAGUUCCUUCAACUUUGGAGUGGGUGAUAAUCUCACUGUGGCUUUGGAAUGGCUCCAGUGACUAUCAUGAUGAGCUAUGUAAAGUUGUUUGGAGCCAAAUAAAUCGCAUCACACCCUGACUUUAAAAAUGGCAACCUACAGUUUGGAAAAUGUCCAUUCUCUCCCAGGUUUUGUUCUUAUGACAGUUGCCAUCUGGACCAAUGAAGGGCUACCUCCAUCGAAAUGAGCUGGAAACCUACUGAGACCUGCUGACUCUAAAACCCUCACUAGCAGCUCAGGCUGCUGACCAUUAGUCACUUGCUAGGUGGUCCUAACUGCUGCUAUUCCCUGUGAAUGACCUUUGUUGAUAAUCAGUUAAUAAUAAAUGAUUAAUAAUCAGUCUGAGAGUGGGGCACAAACUCCAGUAUCCUCUACAGCAUAGUUUGCAGUGACCCAGUUUGGCAAAUUCACUUUUUUAAGAGUUCAUAUACAGUAGCUAGGCAGCAAGAAUGAAAGUAUACAUAAAAAAAAAAUAAAGUAUACAACAUGAUGAAACAAUAGCUCCUCAAGUUCUUUGCUGUUGCCAGACAAACACAAUCAGAAUACGUAUGAAAGCAGCAUUGACAGGCUAGAAUUCUAGUAGAACAUAAUAUUAGUAGCUGAGAUAGCUGGCAGAGGGACUACCCACCUUACUCGAUAUUUUCAAGCUCAUCUUUUCAGUCAUGUUACUGUCAGCUUUAUUACACUGGUGUGAAAGUAAAGGCAUCUGUCGCUGUUGUCUCUCUUGCUUGCUCACUCUCUCCCUCUCCAAAAUAGCCUAGACUUUUCCAGUGCAAAAAAAAAAAAGAUCUGAAGACCAAGUACAUUGCGAAAAAAAUAUUCCAGAAACAUUUAAAGCAAACUUAAGACCAAUUUAUGUUUUCCACAUCCAUAUGACGAAAAGUACAUUUCAUCUUCUGCCCAUGUCCAUAAGACUCUGUGCAAACCAUCUGCGCCAGCAAGCAUACAUAUGUGUCUGCAGAAACUUGUUGUAUAGGGAGAACUGCUUCCACUGUCCACGUUUUGAAUAAUGUCAGGCCCUUUAGCCUCUUACUAGCAUUGUCUAUCAUCUUAAUCUCAGACAUUUAAACUCCCAGUUUAUUUGGCUCAUUGUCAUUUCAGUGCUUGGCCUGUAGGCUCCUCCACAGGUGUAUCAGGAAAGCUUAAAAUCAGUGUUCAGUUGUCACUGUGCACAGUGCGACUGGUCAGACCCUGAGAAAUCAUGGUCAGUCUUGAUAUCAGAAGGUAGUGGCAGGUUAAAAGCUACUCAUGAGGUAGUAACAUUUUCAGAAUAAUCAGGUUUUCUGUAGUAAUCCAUUACCAUAUUUCUUCAAUCUCAGAGACUUCACCUCUGUCAGUAGACUGCAGCCAGCUGACAUCCAGACCUGUGGGACAGAUCAUCGCUUGGUCCAAUUUACUGUCAUGUUGAACUAGUUUCCACAAUAAAUUGGCAUUUCAUUCUCAGUUCUGACACAGCGACACCAAAAGGGAGUUUUUCAGGCCAACAUAUUAUGGUAUAAACCCUGGAAGCUGAGCUUUACUCCAUUUCAGCUUCACUGAAGACAACAGGAGAGCUUCAACUGCGCCAAUGAAGGAAGGAUGUCGUCUCAUGUCCAGAACAGCUCAGAAUGCCAAUUAUAUUAUCAUGAUUCCAGAGUUUAACAUUUACAAUAAUAGACAUUAAGAUCUCAUAAACUGUCAUUAUAAGCAAAGUCAGACAUCGCCUGUAUUUUUUAUUCAUGUGAAUAUUUGCAGUUGUCAGCAUUUUUUUCCUACCACAUUAAUUUGUAGAUAUUAGUUGGAAAACAACCAGUAAAGAUGGAUGUGCUGGACUGAAAUCUAAUUUCCAUCUUACUGUUUUCUGCAUCUUUAUGUCUUGCUACAAGGAAUAUUUUUCUGAUGCAUCUGCCAAGAUAGAUGAGUAUUAAAAGAUAUAUUUUUGAAAAAAUGUUUGUUUCAAAUUACAACCUUUCAGGGACACAAGUUGAUUUAUAAACUGUUUGCUGUCACACACACACACACACAAGAAACAGGACUAGAGAGAAUGGGACUGGUUUAAAACAGGUAUUUGAUAUAAUCUAACCAACAGAUGGCAGUCCUUCUCCAGACAUACAGAACCAUAGAAAGGUCAACACUUGUGCACACUGACAUCAUGCUUGCUGUAGAGGCAAAAUUUAGGAAACAAAACAAGGUCACUUAGGAUAAUGUUUCCACAGAUGGAUGCAUUUACUCUACCAUUUACACUCUAAUACAUUCAAUUUUUAGUUUCUUUUUGUAUAACCAUAACUAUUAUUUAAUUGUUUAGCUAUUAAACCUUAUUGUAGAUUGAGUGUUUUAUUAAACAAAUAUCUUGUAAAUUACCAAUGGUGCCAAGAGAUAAAUAUUAUUUGAUAGAAAAUGUACCAUUACUUUUGUGUAAAUGAAAAAAAAAUUUGACUACUUAAUUUAAAUGAAGCAGUCAUUUACUUAAUUCCAUUCAUGUUUUUGUUGUCAAAAUAAUUACAAUUGACUGGGAGUGCUGCAGCAGAGCUGGCUGGGACCCAAAGUAAAAGCAGCAUGAAUUCUACAAUGGAAGAAUAAGGCUGUGUGGAGGCAAAAAAAAAAAAAAAAAAAA